This is a messenger RNA of Aedes aegypti (yellow fever mosquito), 247 nucleotides long. RefSeq names its product T-box protein H15-like. Gene Ontology annotation, cellular component: nucleus. The record is from RefSeq and is a predicted model, not a curated record. Lineage: Eukaryota; Metazoa; Arthropoda; Insecta; Diptera; Culicidae. Bases 14 to 247 code for a protein of 77 amino acids. Gene Ontology annotation, molecular function: DNA-binding transcription factor activity, RNA polymerase II-specific; RNA polymerase II cis-regulatory region sequence-specific DNA binding. The transcript has a single exon. Gene Ontology annotation, biological process: positive regulation of DNA-templated transcription; heart development; cell fate specification.
CGUUCUGAACUCGAUGCACCGCUACCAGCCGCGCAUCCAUCUGGUGCGGCUCGGGCCGGGCCAAAACAUUUCCACCACGCCAAAGGAGCUGCAGGAAGUCGACCACAAGACGUACGUCUUUCCGGAGACGAUCUUCACCGCCGUGACGGCGUACCAGAACCAGCUCAUCACCAAGCUCAAGAUCGACUCGAACCCGUUCGCCAAAGGCUUCCGAGACUCGUCCCGGCUGACCGACUUCGAUAGGUGA